Messenger RNA from Mesoplodon densirostris (Blainville's beaked whale), 675 nucleotides. RefSeq lists its product as uncharacterized. Bases 1 to 675 code for a protein of 224 amino acids. The transcript has 2 exons. Lineage: Eukaryota; Metazoa; Chordata; Mammalia; Artiodactyla; Ziphiidae. The record is from RefSeq and is a predicted model, not a curated record.
AUGACCGCGAGGAACCGGAAAUUACCGCAGCACGUGGCUGGAGUCGGGACGCUGGAAAGGGUACUCGCCGACGGCGGCCGCCGCCACAGCGAAUCGCUGGGAGUGGCAACCGAAGACGGCGGCCGCCGCACCAGCCGUCGCGUGUGGAGGAUAAACGGCCGGCACGGCCAUCGCGGCGACCAGUCCAGGGAAAGAGUUAGCGAAGGCCAGGGCUUUAGUCGUAGCGAAGACAGGGAAAGAAUCCGUGAAGGCAGCGACCACCGCUGCAGGGUACCGACAGGAAGAGCAAGUGAAGACGUCGGCUUCUCCCGCAAUGUCUCAAGAAGGGUCAGUGAAGACCUGGGCCACCGUCGCAGUGUCUCUCAGGAGAGAGUCAGGGGAGACGGUGGCCACCGUCCCAGCAACUCAUGGGAGAGAGUAAGGGGAGACCGCAGCAGCGACGUGAGUUUAACUGAAGUCGGAAGCCACCCCACUAGUGACUCCGGGGGAACGGUCAGAGAAGACCGCGGCCUCCGUCUCAGUGGGACUUGGGAGGGAGUCAGGGAGGUCCGGGGUCCCCGAACCAGCGACUCCGGGGAGAGAGGCAGUGACGACCACAGCCUCCGCCUCAGUGGUUCUUGGGAGGGUUCUUGGAUGGCGGCCGCAGCCUCAGCAGUUCCUGGGAGGAGGCGGUGA